AAAAAGCGGCUCGGGAGGGGGAGCCCGGCCGCGUGGGCACUCGGAACAGCAGCGGGCAUCUCCGCCGGGACUCGGGACCCCGGGCCCAGAGGCGCCGAGCCCCCAGCCCUAGUACCCAGCUGAGUCGCCGCCCCCCACUCCCUCCCCAGGUCUCCGGGGCUCCCCAUGUCUCCCCUGUUAGGUGGAGCGGGACUCAAGCGGGCGAGUCCUUAGUGGGCAGGCGGAUUCGUGCGGGAGCCCGGCCCCCUGCCCGCGAUGAAGCUGCCCCUCUUCCUCCCCUGGGCGUGCUGCCUCUACGGCUGCACGGUGGGCACCGGCUUCCUCUACCCGUACCCGUCCGCAGCUCUGCAACACAACUACCCCGAGCACGGCUCCGCGCCUCCGGGCAGCGGCUACGCGAACCGCCGGAAUUGGUGCCAUCACACGGUGACCAGGAUGGUUUCCUGCCAAGUACAGAAUGGGUCAGAAACGGUGUUCCAGAGGGUGUAUCAGAGCUGCCGCUGGCCAGGCCCCUGCACUAACUUAGUCAGUUACAGGACCCUGAUCCGGCCUACCUACAAAGUGUCCUACCGGACCGUGACGGCUCUGGAGUGGAAGUGCUGCCCUGGGUUUGCCGGGAGUAACUGUGAGGAGGGCCAGUUUUCUGUCCAUCCCCCACCCCGUGGGCAUCCAUAUCACCUAUGUCCUACAGUGACAGGAACAGAGACAGUCAUCAUGUCCCAAUUCCCCAAGAUUUACAGUAUGCCAGAAUGCAUGAACUGCACCCGGCUGAACGACAUGAACGAGAGGCUAUCUGCGCUGGAGGUCAAGAUGAUUCUUCUGGAAGCAGCCGGGAGCGUGAUGACGUCAGAAAACGAUAUUAGCAAGACCACGCCAACCUGGAAUAAGGAUUUCUUACCGGACGCCAUCCCGCUGUCUCACCCUGGCACCGUGAGGAGGAACCCCCUGGGCCCUGCAGGAUAUGCCGGACAGAUGGGACCUCCUGGGCCCGUGGGCCCCUCGGGGCUCCCUGGGCCGCCGGGAUCGAAAGGCGAAAGGGGCCAGAUGGGGGAGAUGGGCCCCAGGGGGCCCCCAGGGCUCCUGGGGCCGCAGGGCCCAAGGGGACUUCCUGGAGAGACUGGGCUCCCUGGGCCGCCUGGGCCCCCGGGCCCUCCUGGCAGCCCUGGCCUUCCGCCCCCAUUCCAGCAGGGGGUUCUGUAUUCCCUCCAGCCCGCGGGAGAGAAGGAAAAUGGCGAUUCCCAGCUGUCCUCCACCAUAGUAGACACCAUCAUGGCAGGGAUCCCUGGGCCUCGGGGCCCACCUGGCCCUCCAGGACCACCUGGACCUUCUGGACCCAAUGGCCCCCCAGGUCCCAUGGGAGUUCCAGGCUCUCAGGGUGAACCUGGUUUAAAAGGAAUAGAAAAAGGAAAAGAGAGCGAGGGGGUGCAGCAGCUCCGAGAAGCGCUGAAGAUCUUAGCCGAGAGGGUGCUGAUUCUGGAGCACAUGAUUGGGAUCCACGACCCACUGGCUUCCACCGAACCGGGCUCUGGACAAGAGGGCGUGCUCGGCUCCACCUCACAAAGCAGCAAGAUGAAGCGAGGGGGCCCCUUGGGCUCUCCCCACCCCUACAACACCAUCUCUUCCCUGCUCGAUGGCCUGGAAGCCCGAAAAAACGGCUCCGAGAGCCGCAGCCUGAACUAGGCAGCCCGCCACCCCGAGACGACCCGUGCGCUGAUUAAAGAUACAGUAUCUCUAUGGACAAAAAGGCUCGAGGUGCUGGUCCUGAGCCCAGAGUGCGGGAAGCUGGGGGCUGGGGGGCAGGAGAGCCGGGCCCAUGGAGUGCCUCGGGGGCUUUCUGGACAGGCCCGUUAGCAGUGGUCGUCCUCCCCCUGCUACGAGUGGGCUGGCGGGAGGGGGCUCGGCUCAGGGGGCUCACUCCCACCAGGGGCAUGGGGGGAGAGCCCCACUAGGAUGACGAGCUUGCCCUGCUGGUCAGGCUCUCCAUCACAGCAGCUUGGUAAUAGGACCCUGUGGGUCUCCGGUGCCCCCAGGUAGCCCCCCGCCGCACACGCUGGACCAAUCCCGGGCCAACUCCCUGGAAGAAGAGCUUGUGUUUCUAGCUCUGUUGCCCCUUAUUCUCAGUGUUGUGCCCUUUUGUCACCCCCAGUAAAAGAGGAAAAUAA
Molecule: messenger RNA, 2162 nt
Organism: Antechinus flavipes (yellow-footed antechinus)
Lineage: Eukaryota; Metazoa; Chordata; Mammalia; Dasyuromorphia; Dasyuridae
Gene: COL26A1
Product: collagen type XXVI alpha 1 chain
Exons: 13
Coding region: 256-1680 (474 amino acids)
Molecular function (GO): protein binding
Source: RefSeq, a predicted model, not a curated record